Molecule: messenger RNA, 1822 nt
Organism: Kockovaella imperatae
Lineage: Eukaryota; Fungi; Basidiomycota; Tremellomycetes; Tremellales; Cuniculitremaceae
Product: beta-lactamase-like protein
Exons: 7
Coding region: 116-1702 (528 amino acids)
Cellular component (GO): nucleus
Molecular function (GO): 3'-tRNA processing endoribonuclease activity
Source: RefSeq, a predicted model, not a curated record
CGAGUCGUGCUCUGAGCGACAUCCUUAUCUUGCACUGUUCAGCUUGCAUCUGUGUCAUUCUAACCUUGUCACCCCACAGCUUUCAUCUUGAAUACCCCUGAAAGCUUGAUUGACCAUGGAUCAAGCUAGGCCCAAACCACUGCCUCCAGUUACUAUACACUUUUUAGGUACUUCAGCAGGUAGCGGUCCGACAUCAGGGCGGAACUGCUCUUCUCUCGCAGUCCAUUUUUCGAACGAGAUAUGGCUGUUUGACGCUGCCGACGGCUCUCUGAACAGACUAGUGCAGGUACCGCUCCGACCUACAAGCAUCACUCGAAUCUUCAUCACUCAUUUGCACGGGGACCACGUACUCGGUCUCGUCGCAAUCUUGGUAGCGGCUUUAUAUCCGCCCGAUGGGCCUUCAGUGACUGCUGGGUCUUCCAUACCUCAGGUACCCAAAGGUCGGCCCAAGGUCGAUAUCUAUGGUCCUCGUGGAGUGCGAAAACUCGUUCGAACCUCACUGGAAAUCACCCGCCCAUCCAUCAUCGAUUCUAAAGAGUGGUUCGCAGUUCAUGAACUGUUGUUGCCUACAGAAGAGUCGUCAGUCCCGACCAGCCAAGAUGAUCUGCUUGGCAACGAGGUCGCAGGACGCGACUUGUAUCCGGAUGAACAAGGCGUUUGGAGGUGUAUUGUCCCAGAGGGUUCUAGAAAUGCAGGGAAAGGCUGGGCAGUCCACGCCGGUCCGAUAGAGCAUCGUGUCCCUUCCCUAGGCUUCAUAUUACAAGAGCCCACACCUCGACUCCCUUUGGACACUGCCGCUCUGAUUCCACUUCUCCAGUCGAACGCCACCGCACUAGCAGAACAGGACCCCCCAAUACGCCACCCUCUCAGUCUGCUUUCCUAUCUCACUUCUGUCCCUCCACCACAACCCUUCAGUCUCCCCUCCGGCGAGAUACUUCAUCCUCCAGACCCGUCCGGCGUAUCUCCACGGAAGAUUGUCAUCUUUGGAGACUGUACAGGCGGUACGAAGAACGCGGCUUUCCGCGAAAUGUGCCAUGAACCGAGUCUCCUCAUUCAUGAAUGUACGAGGGCUGCUGUACCUGAUUAUAUUCAACCUAGCAAGAAGAUGAAAGGUGUAGGAUCAGACAGGGAUGCUCUGAGGAGCUUGGAGGUAGAUAAGCGUCGGCACGCCCAGGAGAAGGCCUUGCUUAGGGGUCACUCAUCACCGAUAGAAGUCGGCGAGUUUGCUCGCGAGAUUCAACCAAAGCGAUUGAUCCUGAAUCAUUUCUCUGUCAUGCUCAAAUCCCCACAUUACGCCUCGACUCAGCCUUUUCCACCCAUUCUCUCCCCGCAAGCUUCCGCAAAGCAAUCCGGCGACAGUGCUGGCCCAACACGCACAGCUGAGGAGCAGCUCACAGCUACGGAACUCCAAGCUCGCUUGUCAAUGCAAUCUAUCGCUGAUCAAGUCGGCGAGGUGUGGCUGGAUCAGGAGCAAGCCGGACUGUCAGGAUCAGCCACCGGCCUUGCGGAGACUGCUACGCAGAUGAUCGUCCCUGCCCGUGACUUUAUGGCGAUAACAUUUGGGUCUCACGAACUUUCGCAUGCCGAAUCUGAGCAGAUCCAGACCCAUAUGGCUGAUGUGGCUUCCGUGAUGCGUCAAUGGAAGGACGAGGGCAGGAUAAAACUUGGUCGAGGAGCUGACGAGCGAUGGUUGACUCGCUGAGAUCAAAACUCGUGCUCAUGCAUGACUUGGCAGAGCAUAUCGCGACCAAGAUUCAGUCUCCAUCACCUCUUCUCCGUUUGGUGAUCUGCUCUUCUUUGACUGAGGUUGUGGUCUUGCUCU